Herpailurus yagouaroundi (jaguarundi) is the source of this 2375-nucleotide messenger RNA. RefSeq names its product cellular communication network factor 3 (gene CCN3). The coding region runs from base 105 to 1166 and encodes 353 amino acids. Gene Ontology annotation, biological process: cell adhesion; signal transduction; chondrocyte differentiation. NCBI's taxonomy places the organism in Eukaryota, Metazoa, Chordata, Mammalia, Carnivora, Felidae. The record is from RefSeq and is a predicted model, not a curated record. Gene Ontology annotation, cellular component: extracellular region; extracellular matrix. Gene Ontology annotation, molecular function: heparin binding; integrin binding. The transcript has 5 exons.
GCCGCCGGGGGACAGAGGCGGGCGCCGGACCUGCAGCGGGGCCAGCCGGGCCGAUCUGGGGCGCCAAGUCUCGUCUCGUCAAAGCGGGAGGGAAAAGCCCGAUCAUGCAGAGUGUGCAGAGUCUGUCGAAGCGGUGCUUUUGCCUGGGCUUUCUGCUGCUCCACGUCCUGGGACAGGUCGCUGCGACCCAGCGCUGUCCCGCCCAGUGUCCCGUGCGGUGUCCCAAGACGCCGCCAACCUGCGCCCCCGGGGUGAGGGCCGUGCUGGACGACUGCUCCUGCUGUCUGGUGUGCGCCCGCCAGCGCGGCGAGAGCUGCUCGCUGCUGGAGCCUUGCGAGGAGAGCCGCGGCCUCUUCUGCGACCGCAGAGCGGACCCCAGCGCGGGAACCGGCAUCUGCAUGGCUGUAGAAGGAGACAACUGCGUGUUUGAUGGGGUCAUUUACCAAAGUGGAGAGACCUUUCAGCCAAGCUGCAAAUACCAGUGCACCUGCAGAGACGGGCAGAUUGGCUGUGUGCCCCGCUGUGAGGAAGACCUGCUCCUGCCCCAGCCUGACUGCCCAGCUCCCAGGAAAGUCGAAGUGCCCGGGGAGUGCUGUGAAAAGUGGAUCUGUGACUCAAAUGAGAAGGCGGAAUUAGGAGGCCUUGCCCUUCCAGCCUACAGGACAGAAGCCACUGUAGGUGUUGCAGUCUCCGACUCUAGCAUCAACUGCAUUGAGCAGACCACGGAGUGGAGCGCAUGCUCCAAGAGCUGUGGCAUGGGUUUUUCCACCCGGGUCACCAACCGGAAUCCACAGUGUGAGAUGGUGAAGCAGACUCGCCUCUGCAUGGUGCGGCCCUGUGAACAAGAACACAAGCAACCGACAGAUAAGAAAGGUAAGAAGUGUCUUCGUACCACAAAGUCACUCAAAGCCAUCCACCUGCAGUUCAAGAACUGUACCAGCCUGCACACCUACAAGCCCAGGUACUGUGGGGUCUGCAGCGAUGGCCGGUGCUGCACCCCCCAUAACACCAAAACCAUCCAGGUAGAGUUCCAGUGCUCCCCAGGGCAAAUCAUCAAGAAACCAGUGAUGACCAUCGGAACCUGCACCUGUCACAGCAACUGUCCUCAUAACCACGAGGCCUUACUCCAAGAGUUAAAGCCAAACACCAGCAGAGGGGAAGUGUAAGAUGUGUUCCUUGAGGAGGAUACCUACAGAGGCAAAGUGUAGCUACCCAACAUCAAAUGAAUAUAAGAAAAAUUAGGAAGAAUUAUUACUUUACCCCUGAGUCCUAUGUAUUGCCUGUAGUCAUAUGAGGUCAGUUAUAUCUGUCUUGUUUUUUUUAAUGAAAGAUCUGAUUAACUGUAAACUUGAAAUCAAGUUAAGCUCAGGAUAGUACUUAGGGGUGAUUUACUUUUCUGUGGUAUUGGCUACAAAUGAAAAUUUCUAUAAAUGUAAGAAAUCAGAUACAUGUUUUUACUGUGUAGAUGAUCACAUUACACUCAUCUUACUUUGUUAUACACUAGUGGAAUGUCAAGAAAAUGUCACUGUCACAAAUGUCAGUGAUGUUUAAUAUCAUACUGAACACGUUGUCAUACAAAUAUCUUGGCAUAUAUCUUUGACUUGACAGGCCUCUGUAGAGCGCUCUUUUUGAGCAGCUCAACUCUGAACUUCCAAGUUCAAGAUCCGAGGACACGUGUAGCUGUUCAAUUUGAAAUCCAGAGACCAUUAGUCUUCUGUUUCGUUGCAUACUAGGAAGCAGACUGUAUCUACAGGAAUGGAAUGUUUGUUAGUUAAGUGGACUGGUGCGAUAAACUUGCUCCAUUUCACACGAGUUGACUCCUUUCCAAAGAAAGAAGCCAACAGAAAACUCUGCUUGAUGCAGAGGAGACCAGGCCACUCAGCCCUUCCAUUUCUACAUGCUGGAGGCUGCUGGAGCUCCCCACUUUUUCAUUCAGAAGAAGCAGAACAUAUCAGCAGAGACUUUCUCACCUUACUGAUGAGGAAACCGGGGCCCUCUGAUGACUUUCAAAUGUGCUGGUAGUAGAUUUUGAAAAAGAAGAACAAAAUCACCAUGACCGUGGUGGUAAAAUACCAUAAAUUUUAUGGGAGUUCAGAAUUAUUGUAGACAUGCCCAAAACUUAUCCUUGGGCCCUAAUUAUUCAAACUCACAAACAAGAUAUAUGUGUAUACAUAUGUGUAUCUAAUUUGUCAAGCUAUAAGAUAGCCUGCAAACGUAAAUGUAUACAUCCUUUUAAUGUCACCAUAUGUGUUCAGCUUUUCUCUUUUAAAGUAUUUAUAUGUAAAUUAUACAUUUUUUAAUAUUCUUUUUACUUUCUCUAUUUGUCAGACAUCACUAAAUAAACACGAUUUUAUCAGUGCGUGACUAUGCCAUUA